AUGACAGAGCAAGACGGAGAUUUCAUUCAGGGAACUUGUAUGCAAAUGUGUCCUCAGAGUGAGAUCUUAUCACGAGAAAAACAGCGACGACUUCACUUCUUCGAAACCAUUGCGUUUACAUCGCGUUCUACAAAUUCAAACAUUUCCCAACAACACAAACUAACAGCUGAUCCGAGGGCCGUAGUUAAGGAAUUUACUCGCUCAGCGGCAGGAAAAGCUAUUGAUCCUUCAGAACUCAGGCCAUUUCAAGUACUGUUACGGACGGUAGAUUAUCUGAUUGACGUAAUUGCUUCCAAAGAUGGGGACUACCCAUGGCAUAUGAUUUACUUGUUCGUCUUUGACAGAACAAGAUCUGUUAGACAAGAUCUAGUUGUACAAAGAAUCAGCGGAAAGCCUGUUGUUGAAAUUUUCGAGAAAAUAUGCAGGUUUCACAUUAUCAGCAGCUACCAGCUAUGUGAAAGUACCAUCGAUGUGUUUGACGGAAAAAUCAACAAUGAUCAUAUUGCAGAGUGCUUAAAGAGACUUCUGUGUUUCUAUGACAUGGAGCAGCCUGCUACCUAUAGAGAAACCAGAGCAGAGUUCGAAGCGUACUACUUGUUACACAAUUUGGGCUCAGUUGAGGCAUUAGCGCGAGCUGUGACUUUGCCUGAAGAAAUCAAGAGAAGUUGCCUGGUUCAGUUAGCAUUUGACAUUAACUUGACUAUACUGCUUAAAAACUAUGUGCGGUUCUUCAGACUUGUCAAGUCUCUGCCUUAUCUAGCAUGCUGUGCUGUUCAUAAGCACUUCAAUCAUGUGAGAGCUGAUGCUCUUGCCACCAUAAACACAGCUUAUUUCAGCCGUAAUGCAAGCCUUCCCCUAACACUGUUGGUUGAAAUUUUGAAUUUCAAUGAUGUUCAAGAGGCUAAAGAAUUCUGUUCUCAUUCUGGCUUAGAGGCAUCUGAUACAGCAGUGAAAUUUGUCAAGGGGCAAGUGAACAAUAAUCAAACGCACAGAACAAGGUUUUCAGGCAUGAUUGACACAAAACUGUCUGGCAGAAUAAGUGACAUAAUCAGUGGGAAGGAUAACAGUUGUAGAACAUUUCAGUUUCCCUCUCAAAACAAGAGAUCAGAAGAGUGCAGCAAUACUGAGAAAUUGCAUGGAGUUUCAAAGCCAUUAUCUGACUUAAAAACCCAACAGAGCUGGUUUGGUAAAGGCAGAGGAAGAGGAAGGGGAUGGAAGCUUUUUCAAUAG
Porites evermanni is the source of this 1230-nucleotide messenger RNA. NCBI's taxonomy places the organism in Eukaryota, Metazoa, Cnidaria, Anthozoa, Scleractinia, Poritidae. The record is from the annotation of a GenBank genome assembly.